AUGAAUGAAACAAGCGAAGAUUCAGGAUUUGAACAAGAUUCAGAAAAUGACAUAAUUGUUGAAUCGGAAAUUCCAAAUUCAACACCCACAAACAAAGAAUUUCUAAGACAUCCUCAUCACGACUCUUUAGAAUGCAUAACCCCAUGUCUCCCACUUGCUCAAUCUGGCCACAGUCUCGAACCAGACAUGAUUUUUGGGUAAAUCUUAUUCAGGUGACGACCAAAUUCUCUCUUACAAAAUAGUCCAGUCCCGCUUUCUUUUAAUUUCGAUAAAAUCCCGACUAAAGAUGCAAUUUUUUAUGGAUUCAGACCUGAAGAUUCCUUAGAGCUCAACGAUACUUACUCUGGCCCAAAUUCUUAUAAUUUCCAUAUAAAGCCCACAAUUAGGCAAGCAUGAGCAGCCAUUAAUAAAGGAAAACCCAAACAAAAUAAACGGCCAUUUGAAGGUAUGAAAUCCGAACUUGACCCAAAUGAGCUUGAAUUUCAUUCAAAAUUUGAAGGAGGAAACCUUGAUAAAGUGAUAAAAGUCAAAGAAAAUGAAUACGAUUUGUAUAUAAGACCAGACUCGAAUACGUACGGGCAUAACCAAUGAUAUUAUUUUUUAAUCAAAAAUAGAUCUGACUCAAGAGAGAUCAAGCUAAAUAUCGUCAAUUUUUCUAAAAGAGACAGUUUAUAUGUACAAGGGAUGCAGCCAUGCAUUUUAAAAAAUAAUUCAACAAAAUGAACCAGAGGUGGCUAUAACAUCCAAUACACACAAAGCAAAUUAAAUAAGCUCUUUGUAAGAAAAUGCUAUUAUUCUUUAUCUUUUGAGUACAAUUUUUCAGAAAAUGAGGCCACGUAUUUUGCUUACUCAAUCCCAUACUCAUUUUCAAGGCUUUGCCAUUUUGUGUCUGAGUUGGAAAAACUUAGAUGUGUUAGGAAAGAAAUUUUAUGUAAAAGCUUAGGAGGAGUUGAAGUGCCUUAUUUGACUGUGACAGAUUUUGAGUCUGAUGAGAAAAAAGAAUUUAUUUUUGCUACAGCUAGAGCUCAUCCUGGGGAAACUCAUGGAUCAUGAGCGAUGGAAGGAUUUUUAAAAAUUCAUUACAAGCAAUAAUAUACAUAAAUUGGCCAGAGAUGACCUUAUGUAUACCGGGCGUGGUUUUUGAGCUGUGUUUAUGGACGAGCUAUAGUCAGUAGCUCCGAAGUGAGGGACGUGAGACUGGAAGCUGUUGUUUUUAGCCCUCACUCCAUGGACAGUUAAAUGCAACUUUUUUUAUCAGCAGCACCAGCCCAGUGGGAUGCCCGAAAUGAGGCAAGGUGAUAUGCUCCUAAGCUACUACUGUGGCUUGCCCCGAAUAGCGAUAGCUGUUAAGUUUUUAUAGGGAUGACUGAAAAAGAGAGAGGGCAAGCUAGGGAGUCCAUCCAAUUGAAAAUGGUUGCUCAAGCUACGAUCUGGCUAGGAGUGAUCGCAUGGUUGGAGUAAAACUUGACUGCGUCGAAGGGUUGGAAAUAAAGGCAGUCAGCAAAGUCAGUGAAUGGCCCAAGAUCUUCACCUCUAUCGAGAAGCCGGGGAUUUCGGCCCGUCUCGAGGCGCUACGCUCUGCCGCCCUGCAGGAUUUCACUGCAAAGGCGUGUGUACACUAAAAGCGGAAUUAAAGCAAGCUACUAAAUCUAAUCUAAUUCAUUACAAGCAACAAUAAGCAAGCUGUCGAUUUAAGAAAAAGAAUUACUUUUAAAAUCCUCCCAAUGAUAAAUAUAGAUGGUGUAAUCUUAGGCAAUACACGAUGCUCAUUAGCAGGAUCUGACUUAAACAGAGUAUUCAACAAUCCCAACCAAAAGCUUCACCCUACUAUUUUCCAUCUAAAAUCCCAAGUAUCGACUUUAGCGAAAAACAAAAAAAUGAUUUUUUAUUUUGAUUUUCAUUCCCACUCAAAGAAAAAAGGUGUUUUUAUGUAUGCUCCUCACUAUCCUCUCCACUCUGAUAAAUAUUGCAAACUCAAAGUCCUGCCAAAGCUUAUGAGUGAAUCCACAGAAAUAUUCAGGUAUUACUCUUGCAAAUUUAAAAACGACUGAAAUAAGCGAAAUGCCGCAAGGCUUGUUAUAUGAAAAGAGUUUCGGCUACCCUUUACAUAUACAAUGGAAAUUUCAGCAUUUGGGUAUAUAGAUGAAGAAAGAAAAACAAUCACAUUUAACGAAGAAAUUGUCCAAAAGGUCGGGAAAAAGUUAGGAAAAAGAAUAAUUGAGUUUAUUGAUAUGAGAGAUCAAGAAAUUAAAGAUAGAGAAGUCAGAAAACAAGAAAGACUUAAAAGAAAAGAAGUGGGGGAGGUGGAAGUAGAGUCUUCAGCGAGCUCUCCAGUCACAAAAAAUAAGCCAAGAAGCAUGAAAGAGUUUAUUAGCAGAAUUAAAGAAGAGCCAGAAAACGUUGAAGAUAGCUCUUCGUCGUCUGAUAGUAGUGAUGAUGAGCAAACAGAAAUUGAAAGAGACAAAACUGAAAAAAAAAUGAAUAAAAAUAUUUUAUACGUUUUUAAACAAUUUGAGUGCUGACUUGAGUCUCCAUUAAUCAACAAAAAAUUGGCCGGUUCUCCUUCUCGAGGAAGAAAAAAGGAAGCCCAAAAACCUCCGUUAUCAGCACUUUCCAAGUAUUUUUCAAGGCCGCCAAAAACAUCUUCAAAGCUAAAUAGGCAGUCCCCAGUCAUAAGAAAUGAAAGUGCUAUUCAGUACGACAGCUUAGAAGACAUUCACCGAAUAAAUAAAGAAGCAAAGCACCAGUCUCGAAUUAGAGACAUCGCAAAACUUUCAUAUUCAAGAGGUCUCCAAGCUUUUCGGUCAAGAGAAGAUUCUAAAAAUUCAUCGCUUUUUAAGAAACUUGAACAAAAAUCUAUGUGUAUUGUAAGCGUAUCGAAAAAGUCAAAAAGACUUAUUUUACGAGGUGAAAUGAAACAAUCUGAAUCCCAAGAAGACUCCCCUACAAACUCAUCUUCAAGUGACAUUGAGCGGCAAUCAGUUGUUAAAUCUCGCUACCCGAACCAAUUAACAUCUAUUUUUGGUAGACAAGUUCCUAACUUUUUUGCUAGAGGCAAGAGGCAGUUGUUAUUAUAA
This is a messenger RNA of Blepharisma stoltei, 3077 nucleotides long. The record is from the annotation of a GenBank genome assembly. NCBI's taxonomy places the organism in Eukaryota, Ciliophora, Heterotrichea, Heterotrichida, Blepharismidae.